Molecule: messenger RNA, 1605 nt
Organism: Pelagomonas calceolata
Lineage: Eukaryota; Pelagophyceae; Pelagomonadales; Pelagomonadaceae
Source: the annotation of a GenBank genome assembly
GGAUCCUAGGCCUUCCCAAACAGCGGACGCCCAAAGACUCCCAGGGCGUACGUCUUGCCAGUCAAAAAUGCUAAGGUAGCACCCUCUCACACGGCUCUUGCUGUCGUUGCGCUUUGAACUGCGAAAAACGCACGGACGAAGCCGGAAAUAAGGGCUUUUAUCGUCAAAACGAAAACGCCCCUGCCCGCGCGAUGAGGCCCUUUGCGUGCUUCGGUGGCGCGCCCACAGCGCGUCUGGCGUCGUCGAGCUGCCUGGGAACAAAUUUCUGCGAUGGCGUGGGCCCCGCGCGGCCGCAUGACGGGAUCGAGGUCCCCGACUCGGAUAUUGACGCGGACCCCACGGACGGCCCCACGGACGACCUGGACGGCGAGCUCCUGUCGCCGCUGGAAGCCAGUCGAGGCUGGCCCCGCGAGCCCGAGACCUGGGGCCGGCGCAGCGUCAUCUCGCCCCAUAGAGCUCUUGUUGCCGCGCCCGACGACGGCACCGCGCCAGGAUCUGAUAGAGGCAAGAGCCACGGCUCUCCUGGAGCGCCGACGCGCGCCCUGCCCCCCGAGCGCCGAAGUUCGUCAGACGAGGACACGCCGGCCGACGGCGCGACGCGAUCUGUCGGAUCCGACUUGACCCGAAGUUCCUCCUCCUCGUCAGAAGAGGACGACGACGCCGUCACGCCUUUGAAGCUCACGACGCCGACGAAAUCUUGCCUCAGACCCCAGAGUAGCUGCUCUUCAUUGGACUCCGAGUCUGAAAUAGAAGCGUUCGAGGAGACCCAAAAAUCUCUGAGGCGGGCCGAGGACCCGCGGCGCGUCCGGUUCCGGGACAAGACGCUGGAUGCGGUCGUGACGAUCCCGAAUCUGGAGGACUACGGCUGGCGCGCGCGGCGCGACUGCUACUGGCAGCCCGAGGAGUACGCGCAGAUGGCCCGGUCGCGCGUACGGUUGGAGCGGGCCGUGCUGGAGACGGGCGGUCGGGCGGUGAUCCCCGGCGAAAGUCGUCGCGGGCUGGGGCUGGUCUGCGAGCCCGAAACGAGACUAGCACGGGCGUCGAAGAUCCAACAAACUGCCAGGGCGGUGCUGCGCAUGCACGCGAACGGCGCCACGCCGGGUCGCUUGGCGCGCUUCGCGACGGACGCAUCGCGGUGGGCGACGCGGAACGCUCUCAUAUGCGCUGAAAAAGAUUUAGCGGCGGCCCAGGACGCCCUUAGGGAUGCGUCGUGGACGCGGCGCGCGCCGUCGCCGCCGCCUUCCCAAAGUUAUGUUGUUUCAACACCGGUCGACAUGCCGCGCUGCGACUCGAACACGGCGUCGACGGACGGGUUGGCGUCGAUGAUCCGCCACGACUCGCUCAACGACCUGACCGACUUGGACCGCCACGUCCACGACGGCUCGCCCCUCAGCUUCUCGGAGUACCAGACGUCCGAGACGCGCCGGCGCAUCGCGCCGGCGACGCCGUCGCCGCCGUGCGCCGUGCGCUCGGCCGCCUGAUGUCAUCAGGCGGCCCCAAUUCUUGACCUGUUCAUACGAACCACGACCCUUCCCGUCCCGGACGCAAAAAACGCGGGACCCGCCCCACUGACUCGCCUCUCGUAACCUUAAGAUUACGCCGGAA